Molecule: messenger RNA, 5669 nt
Organism: Psammomys obesus (fat sand rat)
Lineage: Eukaryota; Metazoa; Chordata; Mammalia; Rodentia; Muridae
Gene: Shc2
Product: SHC adaptor protein 2
Exons: 13
Coding region: 861-2279 (472 amino acids)
Biological process (GO): cell surface receptor protein tyrosine kinase signaling pathway; intracellular signal transduction
Cellular component (GO): plasma membrane
Molecular function (GO): receptor tyrosine kinase binding
Source: RefSeq, a predicted model, not a curated record
CGGCAGGACUGUCCAGGGUAGGGUGAGGGACAGAGGCAGGGUGAUGACAACUACCUUCCCUCCUAGAAGGAACCCCCUUGGGGCCUUAGAAAGGCAUCUCAGAGGUCGUCGAGCCUGGGAUGGGAGUGGUAGCAGGCCCGAGAGGUCUGAUCCUCGGCUUCUUAUCGGAACCCUAGGAUCCGAUGGGUGCCCUGGGCUUACAGCCUGGCAAACAGGCCAGGAGCCAGCAGGAGCGGCUCUCACUCCUUUCACACUCCUCCAGAGGAAGCCCCACCCGCGGGGUCCUGGGGACUCGCUUCACUUCCAGGCCUCACUUUUCCUUUAAUCCUCGGCCCUGCUCCAGGCCUCAGUUUCCCCACUAAACAGUAAAGUAGGGCAAGGUCCUAUGGAGGGGACUUGGGGGGGACCCUUCUGAGUUUGAGGUCUUCUAGUCAUAGACCCCAACCUCUGCCCUGCCCCAGGCCCCAUUUAGACCUCAUUUAGAAGUAAAGUUGGGCAGUGACUCGAACAGUGUCGAGGACCGGGACUGGCUCAUCCUGCCUUCACCACCCGAGACCUCAGGUCCCCAAUUGUGCCUUAUCCCUACCCUAGCCCUCGCGUUCCCUGCUGUGCUAUCGCCCUGCCCCUGCUUCAGCUUCCCUAUUCUGUAAAGCAAACACGGUCUGGCUGGAACAGUGGCUUAGAGGGGGACUUAGGGGCUGUCUCGUCCUGCCUCUACAAAGCCACGCCUCAGUUUCCCAAUUUAGAAGUAAAGAAGGGCAGGAUGUUGCUGGAACGGUGGGACCUCAGGGUUGGAGGAUCACUCCCUGAACCUGCGACCUCAGAACUUUCUUUAGAAGGAAAGAACGUCAAGAUUGGUGAUGCUAGAGCGGGAGCGAAGAAGAUACUUGGAGGUUGAAGGAUUGCCACCCGUCCCGCGUCUGCAAUCCCUGGCCUCAGUUUCCCCACAGUACAUGGGCUGCAUUGAGGUGCUCCGAUCCAUGCGCUCGCUGGACUUCAACACCCGGACACAGGUGACGAGGGAAGCCAUCAACCGGCUCCAUGAGGCCGUGCCAGGGGUCCGUGGCUCCUGGAAGAAGAAGGCCCCCAAUAAGGCGCUGGCCUCCAUCUUGGGGAAAAGCAACCUGCGCUUCGCCGGCAUGAGCAUCUCAGUCAACAUCUCCGUGGAUGGCCUCAACCUGUCUGUUCCUGCAACCCGCCAGGUCAUUGCCAGCCAUCAUAUGCAGUCCAUUUCCUUUGCUUCGGGUGGUGACACGGACAUGACUGAUUAUGUAGCCUAUGUGGCCAAGGACCCCAUCAACCAGAGAGCCUGCCACAUCCUGGAAUGCUGUGACGGUCUUGCCCAGAGUGUCAUCAGCACUGUGGGCCAAGCCUUCGAGCUGCGCUUCAAGCAAUACCUGCACAGUCCCCCCAAGGCCGUAGUGCCCCCUGAAAGGCUGACAGGGCUGGAGGAGUCAGCCUGGGGUGACGAUGAGGCUGCGGACCACAAUUACUACAACAGCAUUCCAGGGAAGGAGCCACCCCUGGGUGGGCUGGUGGACUCCAGACUGGCUGUCACACAGCCCUGUGCACUGGCGACACUUGGGGGCCUCGGACAGGGAAUGUCGCCUGCACAGAGAGAUGCCCGGGCCUUGCCUUGGGACACGGGUCCCUCUGGAGCAGCCCUGCCCGGGGACGGCUACGUGCAGGCGGAUGCCCGAGGGCCACAUGACUAUGAGGAGCACCUCUACGUCAACACCCAGGGCCUGGACGCCAUGGAGCCUGAGGACACCUGUGAGGCACCUCUCCCACUGGAGGACAGCCCCAAGAAGGACCUGUUUGACAUGCGACCCUUUGAGGAUGCCCUGAAGUUGCACGAGUGCUCGGUGGCGGCAGGCCUCACUACAGCUCCACUCCCUUUGGAGGAUCAGUGGCCCAGCCCCCCUACCCGCAGGGCCCCCAUUGCACCCACAGAGGAGCAACUGAGGCAGGAGCCCUGGUAUCAUGGACGCAUGAGCCGUCGGGCUGCGGAGAAGCUGCUUCGUGCGGAUGGGGACUUCCUUGUGAGAGACAGCGUCACCAACCCGGGACAGUAUGUCCUCACAGGCAUGCAUGCGGGGCAGCCCAAGCACCUGCUGCUGGUGGACCCUGAGGGCGUGGUGCGGACGAAAGACGUGUUGUUUGAAAGUAUCAGCCACCUCAUAGACUACCACCUGAAGAACGGGCUGCCCAUCGUGGCUGCGGAGAGCGAGCUGCACCUUCGGGGAGUGGUCUCCCGGGAGCUGGGAGCCAGGUUAUAGUCCUCAGCUCAACUCCUACCCCCAGAUGUCCUUGCUGUGGCCUUGAGGGCUCAGAUUUUCUCUCGGACCCUGAGAAACCACCAGAACCGGAAUGACUACUGUUUCUCCUUCCGCCGCAUGAGCCACAGGAAGCCGCCUACUCCCAGCUGCACUGGGCUGGCUGGGCCAGUGAGACAGAGUCAGGGUCCAAGCCCCUGGUCCCGCCUGAGCCCCAACCCUGAACUUGGGUGAGGCUGUAUAAACCAAAGACAGACCAAGUCGCCUUUAACAAAGACAUCCAAAUGCAGGCCUGUACCUCCAUUCCCCGGUAGGGGCAGAGACAUCAGGCUCUGUGGGCAGAUGUAACUUCUUGCCUUGGCUGGGUUCUGAGGACCCAGAUGCACUGUUGCUUUGGGGGGGAUUAAGGUGCUUUUGGGUCUCAUAUCCCUGAUAGGGGAGCAGCCUUGGGGCUUAGCUGAAAUGGUAGGGCAUCCAGGUGAGUAAGAGGCCUGAGGAACUUCACUGAGGUGUGGCAUCCAUGGAGCACCUCCCAGCUGUAGCCUGCCUGGACCUUCUACUGUAAUUAAACACAGCAUUGAGCGUGAGCCUGCUGUGCCUGUGUGGACCUGCCAGGGGUUCCAGGUGGACAACUGAGGCUGAGGGGGAGGCUGUAUGGACCCCUAGGGCUGGAGCAGACUGGGCUAGGUGGGCCUGUGGGGUCUGAACUGUCCACAGCACCCCACCCUCUGUGCUCCAACGCUGAACAAGGCUCUGAUUUUACUCCAAGAUACAGCAGGCCUCUCUCUGUUCUGUUUCCCCAGACCCUUCUUGGAAACACCGUGGCUUACCCCCUAGGUGCCCCACCUGAAUGAAUGGCUCCUGCACAUUGGGCCUUUGGGAAGGACUGUGUGGUUGUGGAGCUCAUGCCGGGGAGGGCACGGGAGUAAAACAUCUGCCCCAACAUGAGGUGUAAUUAAAAGCAGAGUUACAAGUCACCUUGCUGCCCUCCUCCUCCCAAUAUGGAGAGGCUCAGGGCCUCAUCUCCACCACUCAUCUUUCCAGUCCUUCCACCCAUCUACCUCUUCACUUAUCUGUUCACACACUUGCCUUUCUGUCCACCCAUUCAUCUGCCCAUCCAUCCACCCAUCCAUCCAUCCACCCAUCCAUCCAUUCAUCCACCCAUUCGUGUGGCCAUGCAUCUACCCACCCACCCACUCAUCAGCCCAUCCAUUCAUUCACCCACCCACCUACCUACCUACCUAUUCAACCAAUUUAUCCAUCUACUAACAAACCCAUCCACCCACCCACCCAUCGAUACAUAUAUGUGUCUUCUCAUCCACUUACUCCCCAUCCGUUCAUCUACCCACUCCACCUUCAUCCCUAUCCACAUCUCGCCCGCCCUUCUUCCCACUUCCCCAUCUGCCCGUUCAUGCAAGACUAUCAAAGACUCGGAUCAGCCAGUCACCACUGUGAACAUCCUAGUAAACAACAUCUGGGGAAGGGCGAGUUCUGGAGCUCAGUGAUCCCAGGACAUCUGGGGGGCUUCGCUGUGGGACUGUCAGUGCUUCUGCGGUGGAGGGGAUAAGGUUCCGGGCAGGGUGAGGACACCUGUAUGUGUGAAGCCCAGGGACGGGUGGAGGACUUAGGGCUGGGGAGUGGCUGGGUGCCAGAGAAAACUGCUGGGCUUAUGAAUGAGGCCAUAAACUUGACUUCCAGUGAAAAGUCUCUGGCAAGAAAUGCCUGUUGACAGGACAGGGAUGAUUGGGGACUAGGAAGAGGCAGUGUAGUUAGAUUCUGGAACCUGGGUCAGGGAGGGGGUCUAAAUGAGCUUCAUUCAUUCAUGAAUUCCUUCAUGUACUAGGCCUUCCCAAGGUCCAGCACCCAUUUUCUCUGAAGUCCUUGUGUCUGGUGCUCUUUCAGACAUGUCUGAUUUAGGGACUCCGGGUCACUGUGCAGGAGAUGGAUGCUGGGGGAGCAGCUGACUUGCCAAAGGUUUAUCCAUGGUGAGCGGUGGCAAGGAUAGCAGAGCUGCCAGGCCUCAUCAUCUCCCUGAUUCCUGAGCCCGGAGAGUCUAGACUGCCCAGGUGUGACGUGAGCAGGGACCAAGAAGCCCACAUGGGUGGCUCUGGGGGAUUCCACCCGCAGCCCUCCCUUUUAUACCAUCAACUACUCAAUUAAACAUUUGCCCUGAGGGAUCUUGGGAUGGGUAUAGGAGAGUUCUGAGUUCAAAUUCUAGGUUUGUCUUCCUCUGAAGUAUUCAUUAGCCCCUUACACAGACUGGAGGCCCACUUCCUGUGGGCCUGUCAGGUGCUGCACAUGUCUGGAAGUGGACAGGCUACGGAGUGGGAGCAAUCAGGCCCCUGUGACCACAGCCCACAGUUCUGGGACAAGAGUGUCCUUGCUACAGCUUUGUGGGCACAAGGAUGGGGCCGUGUCUGGAGCCCUGAGUCUCAGCUCUGUGGUAUCGUAUUUUAUGUGUGCGAGUGUUUUGCCCGUGCGUAUGUCUGCACACCGUUCGGGUGCUGGAGGAUCCUCUAUGAGAGCAAGUUCUCUUAAGCACUGAGCCAUCCCUUCAGCCGCAGAUAGGAGCAGAAUGCCACGCAGACCUCUUGAGAAACGCCCCUCCCACUGGCCUGGGGGCAAAGGUCACACACUGGAGGACUGCAAAAAAAAGUUGGAUGCGUACCACCUAAUCUUGGAGCUCUCUGCACGAGGAGGCGAGCCUGAGUCCUAUCUAGGAGGGCUUGGCCACGUCUGCCUCUGUGGUGGUUCUGCUUAGCUCAGAAAGCGGCAGACGGCUUUGUUGACCCAGAGGCUCCUGUCUGCCAUCUGCCAGCUAGGAGGGCCAGGCUCCCUCUCUGCAGGGUGGGGUCCACAAGGGCCAGCAGGGUGGUUGUAGAGACCCAUUUCCAGAUAACCGCUUCCAUGGGCCUCCUGUUCUAAGAUGCCCAGGAUAACAGGGUGCAGGAGGCAGCCGCUGCACUCAGCAGUGACAGCCAGCCUCUGGGGGCCUCUGCUGCUUGGGUCAGGACCCUUGGCUAAGAUACUUGCUCACCUGCCCAGGCUGGGAGAGGUUGUCUGGGGUCACACAGAGGCGGGUGUGUAUGGCCACGGGAACUCCAGCUGAGCAAGCCCAAGGCAGCCUGGUUCCUGGGGGCUGUCAUCCUGUAGCUGCCCUUAGUUUGAGCCCUGGCCUAACUGCUAGACCUCUUCAUCUGUCUUGGCCAAUGGCAGUUUUUUCCCAUUUCCUUCUCAAUUUCCUGGUAGAGUUUUGUGUUGUUUUGUUUGUUUGAGACAGAGUCUCACUAUGUAGCCUUGGCUGUCUUGGAACGUACUGUGUAGAUCAGGCUAGCCCCACUCACAGAGAUCUGCCUGCCUCUGCCCCCCAAAUGCUGGAAAUAAAGGUGUGUG